AUGCUGCUCAACCUCGCCAGCGCUCUCGGCCUCGCCGGGACUGCCCUGGCUGCUAUCUCCUACAAGGACGGGACAGAUGUUAUAUCGCUCUCGACAAGCCGAGUCUAUAUCUCAGUCAACAAGACCUUGGGCGCUAUGACUGGUCUGACAUAUGACGGGAUUGACGUUCUGGGUCCCGUCUCUGGCCGGAUCGGUAUGGGCUACUUUGACUGCUACUGCAUCCCCGCCGUCAACGCCUCCGUCUGGUCGCCCUCCAACCCCAACCCCCAAUCCUCUCGACACUACUACGUCGGCGAGAGCAAGAACGCCACCUUUGCCGUCAAGCAAGGCACCUCGUCCAACGGUCAGGCGUGGAUCGGUCUCAUCAUGAACGACACCUACCGACCUACGGGGCAGGAGUUCCAGCAGUGGUGGUUUGUCCGAGAUGGGGAGGCGGGGUAUCACAGUUUUACGCGGUUGCGCUUUGAUAAUGGCACGCAGGGGGUGAAUUUGGGGAAUGUCCAGGAGUUCCGACAAGUCUUAUCGCCCAACACACCCAUCUGGACCCAGCUCGUCACGAACGAGCAGCAAUACGCGACCUUGCCUUCCAAAGCUGCUAUCGCGAAACAAGUUGUCGUCCAAGACGCAACAUGGUACUACAACGUUACCGCCGGUAACCCCUACAAGACCGAGUCUUCCGACUACUUUACCAAGUACCAAUACGCCGACAUGUACGGCGAUCACCUCGCGCACGGCUUCUACGCCGAUGGGUCCAACUCGAACGGGACCGCCCUCGGCCUCUGGACAGUCUUUAACGAGCUCGAAGGAUACACGGGCGGACCCCUCCGAUCGGACUUGGUCGUCGAUACCAACAUCUACAACUACUACCUGUCCAAUCACCGCGGCGCGUCCACGCUGAACCUGACGAGCGGGUUUGAUCGGAUCUUUGGACCGUCCUUCGUUUACUUUAAUCGGGAUGGGAGUUUGCAGGAUCUGUACAAGGACGCCAAGGCCAAAGGGGAUCGCACGUUCGCUGCGGACUUUUACGACGAGGUGGCGGGGCUGGUUCCUGGUUAUGUGCCAAGCUCGGGCCGGGGGGACUUUAACGCAAAGAUUGAGCUGCCGAAGGGUGCGGGCGUGGCUAAGGCGGUCUUGAGUGAGAUAGGUAGGGACUUCCAGGAUAAUGUGGGCAAUUCAAGUGCCUACCAAUACUGGUCCAACGUCUCCUCAGACUGUACCGUCCACAUUCCUCGGGUCAGGGCCGGAACGUACCGCCUGACCAUCUACGCCGAGGGCGUCUUCGGGCAGUAUGAGCAGGACGGGGUGGUCGUAGCCAAGGGAGAUGGGAAUGGGGCGCCUUUAUGGGUGGUCUGGAAGGGGGAGAACCAUGGGAAGGAGCUCUGGAGGAUCGGGACGCCGGACAAGACCGCCGGCGAGUUCCGACACGGUUUCGCCCCCGACCCCAACCACACCCUGCACCAGGAACAAUACCGUCAAUACUGGGGCGCACACGACUUCCCUACCGAUUUCCCCACUGGCGUCAACUACACUAUCGGCGUCUCCUCUCCCUCCAAAGACUGGAACUACGUCCAUUACUCCCGAUACGGCGGAACCUACUCCCGUCCCGGCUACAUCAUCGACAAUGUCAACGUAUGGACCGUCAACGCCCCCGUCAACUCUUCUUUCACGACGACCGGCAAGAACGCGACUCUCACCAUCCAGCUAGCCGGCGCUCGGACGGCCAGUGGGAACCUCGACCUUCCGGAGCCAUCGUCCAAUUACUCCAAUGUCGACCUCACCGUCAAUGUCAAUGGGAGGCAAGAGAGCUUGGCGUGGACGAUCCGGUAUAACGAGUCGUCGUCCUGCUCUGACCGGAGUGGGAUUGCGUGCUAUACCCUAGCGAAGAAGUGGACGUUCCCGGGGAACUGGUUGCGGAAUGCGAGUGGGGAGGUGAAUGUCUUCAAGUUGGCGUUGCCGUAUAAUGCGAGCGGGGGGGAUGUCAACUUUAGGAACUAUAGUGUGAGUGUGUUGUAUGAUGCGGUGAGGUUGGAGAUUGGGGAGUAA
Molecule: messenger RNA, 2043 nt
Organism: Dioszegia hungarica
Lineage: Eukaryota; Fungi; Basidiomycota; Tremellomycetes; Tremellales; Bulleribasidiaceae
Product: galactose mutarotase-like domain-containing protein
Exons: 8
Coding region: 1-2043 (680 amino acids)
Biological process (GO): carbohydrate metabolic process
Molecular function (GO): carbohydrate binding; catalytic activity
Source: RefSeq, a predicted model, not a curated record